Penicillium crustosum is the source of this 216-nucleotide messenger RNA. RefSeq lists its product as uncharacterized. Lineage: Eukaryota; Fungi; Ascomycota; Eurotiomycetes; Eurotiales; Aspergillaceae. The transcript has a single exon. Bases 1 to 216 code for a protein of 71 amino acids. The record is from RefSeq and is a predicted model, not a curated record.
AUGUCUCCUGCGUCCUCCCACCCCAUAAUUGAUGCUUCCGCGUCCCGGCCCGCCGGGGAACCUGAGAAAAAGUUUGGAAAGGGGUCAAGCGGGGGGGGUUCGGCGACAGACCCAAGAAAUCAAAUUCAGAUCGACUUGACAGCUCUGCGGUACAACGCCUUUGAACCGGCUACUCCGUACUCCACCCCCGAUGAUCAUAUUGAGCAAACUCUGUAG